UUCUUCAACGGCUUCAUAUAAAUGUCGGCUCUACUUCUCCACCAUACUGCAGAUUCGAUCUUGUUCAAAUCGACAACAAACCGUCGUCAUGCAGCACUUAUUAUUGGUCUUUGGUUUAUUUGGCUGCGCGCUAGGUCAGUACGGUGGUUUUCGUGGUUUCCCGAAUCAAAAUGCCUACCGACCGACACCUCGACCAAAUUUCCAGCAACCGACGCCUCAGUACAAUAGUCCUGGAAGAUUUAUAGCUAUCCGCAGUCAAUCGAAGGAUUCGUAUCCAGACGGUACUUACACGUUCAGCUACGACACCGAGAACGGGAUAUCCGUUGCCGAAAGUGGACGUCCACAAGGUGCUCCGCCAGGACAAGCCGAGGUUGUUCAAGGUAGAUUUUCCUACACCGCCCCCGAUGGAACCCCCGUCACCUUGGAAUACACAGCCGAUGAAAAUGGUUUCCAUCCCCAAGGAGCACAUUUGCCAACACCGCCACCGAUUCCCGAAGCUAUCAGACGAGCUCUAGCCGCCAAUCCACCUGGUCCCGAUAAUUCAGACUACAGACAACCCUAUAAUAACAAUAUUUACUCAAGAUAUUAAAUAAAAAUUAAUAACGAGUUCCAGCCUAAUUAUCCGACGUGAUAUCUGUACAUACGUAUGUGAUUUAAAAAAAAAAAAUAAAAAAAAAAAAUUGAUAUCAACCUAUCGCAGUCAU
Messenger RNA from Osmia lignaria (orchard mason bee), 704 nucleotides. Its product is annotated as endocuticle structural glycoprotein ABD-4. Gene Ontology annotation, molecular function: structural constituent of chitin-based larval cuticle. Lineage: Eukaryota; Metazoa; Arthropoda; Insecta; Hymenoptera; Megachilidae. Gene Ontology annotation, cellular component: chitin-based extracellular matrix. The record is from RefSeq and is a predicted model, not a curated record.